Xenopus laevis (African clawed frog) is the source of this 3974-nucleotide messenger RNA. It is a transcript of the gene hap1.S, whose product is annotated as huntingtin-associated protein 1 S homeolog. Gene Ontology annotation, cellular component: axon cytoplasm; cytoplasmic vesicle; mitochondrion. The record is from RefSeq and is a predicted model, not a curated record. Gene Ontology annotation, biological process: neurogenesis; vesicle transport along microtubule; mitochondrion distribution. The transcript is spliced from 17 exons. NCBI's taxonomy places the organism in Eukaryota, Metazoa, Chordata, Amphibia, Anura, Pipidae. Gene Ontology annotation, molecular function: myosin binding; signaling receptor binding. The coding region runs from base 26 to 2830 and encodes 934 amino acids.
GGUCCGAGAAAAUCGCGGUCUCACGAUGAGGAUCGGAUCUUUUAAAAAUCUCAACAUGUAUGGGCAGCUUUACAGAGGAAUUGGUGAUGGACAAGCAGAUGGCAAAGGUGUAACCAGGGGAGGAAGACUAAUACCCAGGGGUGCCGGCAGCAGCAGCAGCCUCGCUGAGGGGAUCCCCGGUUUUCUGUUCUGCCUCCCGGACCAGGCGCUACUGAAAUCGUCCGUGCAUGGCACCCUGCUUCUCCCGCUGACUCCUGCCAAGCUGGACCCCUCGGCUCUGAGUUGGGAGGCAGCCAGUACCCCAGCCACAAAGUCCCCCAACCUCCAGCCGCCUGCCCCCGUCUGUGCCCCCCAGAACAAUGAGACACUCGGAGCCUCACCAAACAAGCCUGGAAACCACAGAGAUGCCGCCACAAUCACAGACGUGUGCACCAAUGGAGACAUGCCCGAGGUGGAGAUCAUUAGCCUCCUGCAGGAGCAAUUGCCCCGCUACACCCUGCGGGCCGACACCAUGUUUGGUUAUGAGCACGACGAUUGGCUGCACACUCCCCUCCUGCCCCAGGACCUGCCUCUCCAGCUCACCCCUGAGCAGAUAGCAGAGACCCUCAACUACUUCAUCCUGUGUUCUGAGCGCGUGGGCCGAGUGACCAAGACCUACAGGGACAUCGAGGCCGUCACAAGUUUGCUUGAAGAGAAAGAGAGAGACCUGGAGUUGGCCGCUCGGAUUGGCCAGUCGCUGCUCAAGCAGAACCGAGAACUGACGGAGAGGAAUCUGAUCCUGGAGGAACAGCUGGAGGCUUCUAAAGAGGAGGCCAGUCAGCUCCGUCAUGAGAUGUCAAUGCGCGAGGACCUUCUUCACUUGUAUAUCAGUAACAGCGAGAGCGAUCCUGGAUCUGCCGUCUCCACCCCGUUGCGUCGGAACGAAUCCUCCUUUUGCCUUCAGCACAACAUCCAGCUGGAUUCCCUUCAGCAAAAACUCAAGAAUCUGGAAGAUGAGAAUCAACAGAUGCGCUUCGAGGCCAGCGACCUUCUCAAUGCCACGUGUGAUUAUGAAGAGCAGGAAAGUUCCCUGAUGUUGGACUGUGUGGAGCAAUUCUCGGAGGCCAGCAGGAACGUUGCGUUGUUGGCCGAGGAGGUGGCGCGGCGAAGGGAGGAUGUGGCUCGGCAGCAGGAGGAGAUCAGUCAACUAUUGGCUCAGAUUGUCCAUCUUCAACAGAAGUGUCGCAAUUCUCUCACAGAAAAUGAGGAGCUGCAACAACAUCUCAGCGCUACUAAGGAGAGGGAGCAAGAGCUCAAGACUCAGCUGCAGGACCUUGUAGAGAAACACAAAGAGUGUGAGGACAUGCUGCACGAGGCCCAGGAGGAGCUGAAGAACCAGCGCAACCGCAGCCUCCCAAACAGCACCGUGAGCAGAUACAGCACCUUCAACAUCUUCCCACUGGAUUCUUUGGCUGCCGAAAUUGAAGGAACCAUGAGAAAAGGGAUCGAUGCCUCUGCGGAACUCAAGAGCUAUAAGAAAGUCUUUGAGACGGUGAAAGCAGCCAAUCAGGUGGUGAGGGCCAGAUCCCGCUGCCAGUCACCCCAGAAUGUACUUGGCUCCCGUGCUCCAUCUCAAAGACCCUCAGCCGCCCCCAGCCGCGUUGGCACCCCACCCAUGAGCUUCUGUGAGAUGGAAGGUUCCAGUUUAAUGUUUCUGGAGGAGGAGACUCUGUUACCUGGGCCAGAGGAAGAUAAUUCUAGUGCCGGAGAGAAGAAGCUGGGGAGGCCUGGAACACCUGGAAGUCAAGACCUGGCAGCUGCUCUUCAGAGGCUCCAUGCUCAAAGGAAUUGUCAUUUCUCGGAGAAUCUGUAUGAAGAGUCUGAAUUCAGGCAUCCAGGAGAUGGCGAGCAUUCCAGUGGGUUCCUCACCCCCAAUGAAAGUAUUCUGUCCACGGGAACCAAUUAUUCUGGUAUCUCGGAAGUCACUGGCAGCUCGAGCCUGUCCUUUGGUUCUCGGUCUGGUCUUCCGGAGAAGUUGCAGAUAGUGAAACCAUUGGAAGGCUCAGCUACACUCAUGCAUUGGCAGCAGCUGGCUAAGCCCAACCUGGGGGGUAUCCUGGACCACAGGCCUGGCGUCCUCACCAAAGACUUCCAGGAACUGGACAUUGAUCAGCAAGAUGUUUAUAACCUCAAUGAUUUCGAGGAAGAUGAUAUGGAGCCAAUCUCCUUCCAGGCUGUGGCCUCAUCCACUCCGACAAAAAGCAAAGACAGGAAUGGCUUGUUCCAUUCUGUUAACAACCUCCCUCAGACCCCGUCUACAUUCACCAUCACCACCUGUCGCAAGUCCCUCCCUAUGCAGGACAUUACCAUGGUCACGUCCAGUCUUCGCAAUGCAGUUCUUCCCUCUUUUGGAAGCUACGAGAGCCUAAGUUCACUCAGUUUGGAGCCCCAAAGACAACCACCAAAGAGCUCACCCCCAUCUGACCAAACAGACUCUGGAGAAAGUACUCCCUUGGGACUGGUAACCCUACUGAAGGAACAUGGCAUUUCAGCAAACACAGUCUCCACUGAAAAACCCAUUAUGGAGGCCACAGUACCCCAGGCAGCGCCUCAAAGCCGACCAAGCUUCUUACAGUUGGGUUGGAAGAAGACUUUGGGGAGUCUUGGCUUUGCCAGGGCCCUUGUGGACAGCGCUUCUGCUGAAACCACUUCUGACUCUGUUCAAAAUCAGAAAAGCAUUUUUAGCAUCAAUCUGGUGGAGCAGCUGAGAAGGCUUGGCUUGAACCGGGUGGUGGAACGAGGUAUAACCUCCUUUCAGAAGGCAGAAGAGCCCCAAAAACCUCAGAGCUAAAUCCCAGCUAUUUUAUUGGUCAAGAAGACACAUUUUUAGACCAUUGUGAACUGUCAGCACCAAAUUUCAUUAUUGGCCCAUUAAUAAUGUGGGGUGAUAUUAAGGAAAGAGGAGAAUGAGAGAGGAGAACAGUGUUGGGAGGCUAGAUAUACUGAAUAUAUAUAUAUAUGUAAAAGCCAUGAAAGCAUGGAGGCUGCUGGCUGCUAAACCCAUGGAACCUCAAGCUCACAAUGAACCCAUCAUUUUCUGGCAUCUGGAUUGGCUGGCUGAGAAUGCUGAGAUAUAUAGUCAUAAGUCCCUUUGCUGGAGCUGCUAAUACACUGGAGUGUAGUCCCAUAUAGUCCCAUACACUGGAGUGUUGUCUGUAGCCCCCCGCAUGGCAACUUUGGGUCAAGUCGCAGGUCUCAAUGUAUCCAAUACAUUAUUUAGAGGAUAAAAAGGAUCUCCAGAGCCCAUUUCACUUCUAUUUACUUUGUGCCAUUAUUGUUCUAUCAACGUUGUGAUGCAGAAUUCAGCUCUUGGUCAUGUGACCCCAUAUGAAAUGCCUGCAAGCCCCUUAUAAUGCCCCCCCCUGUGCAGUAAUUCCUUAUGGUAAAGUCAUCACACUCGUACCCCGUAUAUUUACACUUAUACUCGAUUAGGGGCUGGUGAACCUUCACUUUGAUCCACCACUUGAGUGGCUAAAUGGUGCAAAGAUCUCCUGUGUCCGAGCAAGGCAAGCAGUACGGCAGCUCCUACUCAUCUGUAUUGGAAACUGUGCUGGGAAGGAGCAUUCUGGGUACCGGCUCCUUACAUUUUCUCGACCUAUAGAUUUUCCAUUAUUUAUGGGGGACAAUAACCCUAAUUUUUAAUGCACUGUGUGACUUUACACACACCUCGUACCUUCCAUGUCACCGACAAAUGCAACAAAUGGAUCUACAUUCAGAGACCCCCAGAUAAAGAUGUAAUAGGGAAUCUGGGGUAUCGGGGGGAUUUCAAUUCCAAAGAGCAAGAUGGGGCUGGCUGACUACUCUGUCCCAGGGGGAGCUGGGAAACUUGGGGAGAAAAAGGGCUUUUUAUGUGACGCUGCUGGGGGGGGGGGGAAAGGCCUCAUUACAAUGUGGGUCUGCUGUAAAUAUUGACAAUAAAUCUUUAAUAAAUCUGA